Molecule: messenger RNA, 360 nt
Organism: Phanerochaete carnosa HHB-10118-sp
Lineage: Eukaryota; Fungi; Basidiomycota; Agaricomycetes; Polyporales; Phanerochaetaceae
Exons: 1
Coding region: 43-360 (105 amino acids)
Source: RefSeq, a predicted model, not a curated record
GUCUUUCGCUCGACCCACUCGUAUCUCCCGCAAUUUUCCCUCAUGCCUUUUUCCCAGGGUGCUUAUUUGUAUUCGAACAAAAGCUCUCAGGACCCGCAAGCGACGUCGCGGGCCCAAGAAUUUCUCACUGGAACCCAGGAGACGCAAAAGCCACUCGGAUGUCGUGUGCAAACAGAAGAUGGGGCGUACCCGACGUCUGCCACCAACUCUCAAAUGUUGGCUUUGCUGGACGACCCUGCACUUCCCUUCUGCUCCGCUCCACAUCUUCUGGACCGGCCGACGAUGAUCGGCUCUAUACAACAAAGGUCUUCUCCGGAGUGGCAUCGCAUGGGGUACGGAAUGGCGAUCACAGACGGGUAA